AUGAGGAAGUUGUAUAAUGAAAAGAAGCAGGGAGACUUGGGCGUGCAAGAUUAUUUUGCCAAAUUGGCUUGCUUACAAAGACGCUUACGGGAAGUCACAGACCACCAACAUGUGCUGAGAGUUUGGGACAGUGCUGCCCAAUAUAUUAAAGUGGGAUGGGCACUCAAAGGCAUGAGACCAGAAGCAACUACAUGCAAAACAUUGCGAGAAACAGCGCUGGACAUAGAGCGCGCACACAAGUACAAACGGUCAAUUGAGAAAUUGGGGAAUGACAAAUCAGGAUCAAGAAGGAACCAAUUGCGUAGUCCUUUCGGCGGAAACCGCGGCAAUAACAAAGGGACUGGAUACAACAGUAACGGUAACAGUAACCGGCAGAACAAACGCCUGAACAAAUACAUGCGCAGUGGACAGGCAAAAGGCCGUGACGGACAGGAGAACCAGCAAAGAAAGCUUACCAACAAGAAGAAGGCCAAAUUGAGGGCGGCUGGGCUCUGUUUUGAAUGUGAACAAUUGGGUCACCUGUCAAAGGAUUGCCCAAAGUUCCACAAGGCCAAACCAUUGCAUGUCAACACAAACGCGGUUAAAGUAUGCCCCAAGAGCAAGGUCAGAGUGUUGUUGGUCAUGCUCAAAGAGCUAGACAAACUCACCAGGCUGAAGGAGAAAAUUGAGAUCAACGCAGUGGGCAUUGGGCAGAAGAACAAAGAGCUGGGACCAAAACAUGUCAAGCAAAACGCUAUCAAGGUUAAGGAUCACAUGAGGAAGGUCCCAAACACGCUGAUAGUUGAAGCCAAGCUCAAAGGCAAGUCUGUUUGUGUACUGUUAGAUUUGGGAUGUCAGACUGACAUGGUAUCUGUUGUACACCACUGUAAGGUGGGUACAUGCUGGUGA
This is a messenger RNA of Rhizoctonia solani, 888 nucleotides long. Its product is annotated as Zinc finger, CCHC-type. The transcript has 2 exons. The record is from RefSeq and is a predicted model, not a curated record. The coding region runs from base 1 to 888 and encodes 295 amino acids. Gene Ontology annotation, molecular function: zinc ion binding; nucleic acid binding. Lineage: Eukaryota; Fungi; Basidiomycota; Agaricomycetes; Cantharellales; Ceratobasidiaceae.